Molecule: messenger RNA, 1872 nt
Organism: Emys orbicularis (European pond turtle)
Lineage: Eukaryota; Metazoa; Chordata; Testudines; Emydidae
Gene: TMEM39A
Product: transmembrane protein 39A
Exons: 9
Coding region: 148-1614 (488 amino acids)
Biological process (GO): negative regulation of autophagosome maturation; negative regulation of autophagosome assembly
Cellular component (GO): endoplasmic reticulum membrane
Source: RefSeq, a predicted model, not a curated record
AAGGGGACCCUCCUCCUGGCUGAUGUCUGAGCUGCACCACUACCUCCUCCAUCCGCACUUCGAUGUAGCUGGGAAGGCUUUGGGGUUGUUGUCUGGGUCUCAGGGCAGAGCCUGCUGGAGGCACUGGAAGUGGAUCGGUUCCUGGUCAUGCCCGGUGGAAGGAGGGGACCCAGUCGGCAGCAGCUAAGCCGUUCAGCUUUGCCUUCUCUCCAGACUUUGGUUGGCGGGAGCUGUGGCAACGGCACUGGUCUGAGAAACAGGAAUGGUAGUGCGAUCAGCCUCUCAGCUCCUCCCAUAACGGCCCUGAUCACCCCAGAGCCUGUGCGUCACUGCCGGAUCCCUGACCUGCCACUGGACGGGAGCCUUCUCUUUGAAUUCCUCUUCUUCAUCUACCUGCUAGUGGCCCUCUUUAUUCAGUACAUCAAUAUCUACAAGACUGUCUGGUGGUAUCCCUACAAUCACCCUGCCUCCUGCACCUCUCUGAAUUUUCACCUCAUUGAUUACCACCUGGCGGUGUUCAUCACGGUGAUGCUGGCACGGAGGCUGGUGUGGGCCCUCAUCUCCGAGGCCUCUCAGGUGGGCGCAACGUCAGUGAUUCACUACCUGGCACUGAUUAUGGCGCGCCUGGUGCUGCUCACGCUGUGCGGUUGGGUGCUCUGCUGGACUCUGGUCAAUCUCUUCCGCAGCCAUUCUGUGCUCAACCUCCUCUUCUUGGGCUACCCGUUCGGUGUCUACGUUCCCCUGUGCUGCUUCCACCAAGACAGCAGAGCGCAGCCCCUCCCAACGGACUGCAGCUACCUGGUGCAGGAUCAGAUGGUGGAUGACGGGACCUCAGGCGUUGGCAGCCUGGUCAAACCCAAAGACUUCCUCUCACUCCUGCGGGAGUCCCUGAAAGAACAGUUCAAUAACCCUACGGCCAUCCCAACCCACAGUUGCCCCCUCUCCCCGGACCUCAUCCGCAAUGAGGUGGAGUGCCUGAAAGCGGACUUCAACCGCAGGAUCAAGGAGGUUCUCUUCAACUCCCUCUUCAGUGCCUACUACGUGGCCUUCCUGCCGCUGUGCUUCGUGAAGAGCACCCAAUACUACGACAUGCGCUGGUCCUGCGAGCACCUCAUCAUGGUGUGGAUCAACGCCUUCGUUAUGCUCACCACGCAGCUGCUGCCCCCCAAGUACUGCGACCUGCUGCACAGAUCGGCCGCCCACCUGGGCAAGUGGCAGAAGCUAGAACACGGCUCAUACAGCAAUGCCCCACAGCACAUCUGGUCAGAAAGUACGAUCUGGCCACAGGGCGUGCUGGUGCGACACAGUCGAUGCCUGUACAAGGCAGUAGGGCCUUACAAUGUAGCAGUGCCUUCAGACGUCUCCCACGCCCGCUUUUAUUUCCUCUUUCACCGUCCAUUACGGCUGCUCAACCUGCUUAUCCUCAUCGAAGGCAGCGUCGUCUGCUACCAGCUGUACUCCCUGCUGCGCUCGGAGAAGUGGAACCACACCCUCUCCAUGGCCCUCAUCCUCUUCUGCAACUACUACGUCUUAUUUAAGCUCCUUCGGGACCGGAUAGUAUUGGGCAGGGCCUACUCUUACCCCCUCAACAGCUACGGACUCAAGGCACAUUAACCUGCCAAACGCACCAAGGGGUGGGGGGGGGGAGGGAGGGAACCUCAGAAAAACUAUUUUCGUACAGUUCUAUUUUUUUCUUGCGCUGUUUAUAAAUAUUUAAGAUAUUUUAUAUUUUGUAUACUAUUGUUUUGUGGGGUGGGAAGGGGGCAAGUGGCAAUUAAAUGUCGCUUUAUAAACAAGGUGUUAUUUUAUAUAUAUAUAUCUAUAAAAUCAGUGUGUAUAUACCGUAUAUCUAUAUCCAUACAUACAGUUAUG